Camarhynchus parvulus is the source of this 693-nucleotide messenger RNA. It is a transcript of the gene MRPS24, whose product is annotated as mitochondrial ribosomal protein S24. The record is from RefSeq and is a predicted model, not a curated record. Lineage: Eukaryota; Metazoa; Chordata; Aves; Passeriformes; Thraupidae. Bases 27 to 518 code for a protein of 163 amino acids. Gene Ontology annotation, cellular component: mitochondrion. Gene Ontology annotation, biological process: translation. The transcript has 4 exons.
GCGCUGCCGCCGCUCCCUCAGCCAAGAUGGCGGCGGCCGCGCGGGCCCUGCGGGUCCUUCCCCGUGCCCUCCAUGUCCCCAGCGCCACCCGGCAGCUGCACACCAGCCCCGUGUGCCUCAAGACGCGGGCGGCGCGGGUGCGCGCGGGCAGGGGUGACAAGCUGGUGACCUACGAGCAGGCGCACGCCCCGCACCACAUCGGGCACCGCAAGGGCUGGCUGUCCCUGCACACCGGGAACCUGCGUGGCGAGGCGGGCGCGGCCCAGCGGGCCCUGGAGGACGCGUUCCUGCGGCGCUUCCUGGCCGGGACCUUCCCGGGUUUGCUGCUGGACGAGCCGGUGCUGAAGCGCCGCGGGAACCUCCUGGUGCUCUGUGCCCUGCUGGCACGGGCACUGCCACCCCACAAGCUCUACUUCCUGCAGGGCUACACCGAGACCCUGCUCGGCCACUUCUACAAGUGCCCCGUGCGCCUGGAGCUGCAGACCCUGCCCGCCCGCCUGCCCUACAAGUUCCUCUAGGGAUAAACCUGUAAAUGUUCCUAAAAAACCUGUACAUGUUCCUAAAGGAGUGCUCUGGGAUGUGCCCUACAAGUUCCUCUAGGGAUAAACCUAUAAAUGUUCCUAAAGGAAUGAUCUGGAUAUCUCCACUGUGCCCUACAAGUUCCUCUAGGGAUAAACCUGUAAAUGUUCCUAA